GCUUGGAGCAGCAGCAGCAAAAGCGCCGCGCGCGCGGUUGGUGGAAUCCCCGCGCGCUGCCGCUGCCUGUGAGGAAAAGAGCGGCUCCCUUUUAUCCUCUCUGAGGUGACUUAGCAACAGCUGCUGCAGCAGCAGCAAGCAAGCAUCCGCGCGCCCUCCCGCCUCAGCUAGUCAGCGCCAGCAGCGGCGGCGGCUUGACUUCUGAGGCGCGCUUUCUCUCCUCAGUCGCCACCUCAGGACCUGCAUACCAUUGUAUGAAUACCAGGCAACCAUUGGAUUACAUGCUUAUGUUGCGACAUCAAGAUUGAUUAACCCUAGAAGAAGCUGGUGAUGUGACUCCAGUUCCAGUUUAUCAACUCAUUUCUAAGGAUAAAUCAGCACUGUCUGAAGGAAGAGAUGAUCAUGUAGAUGCCAACAGCCUGGGUGCAGCAUAAUGGGAAACGGUGAAUGGGGUGGAACUGGUCUGCAACCUUGAAAGCAGCCAUUCUGUGGACAGAGACACAUCAGUCAUUCCUCGCUUUCUCAACUGUUACUACUAGCGGCAUAAAGUGGAUUCGUUCUACUGUUUAGGCCGGAACUUGAGUUUCCACCCUUGCAAAUUUUCGAGCUGCAUACAGUGCAGUGUGGAGCAAUACCAUCAGCAACAAUGGGUGACAUGACAAAUAGCGAUUUUUAUUCAAAGAACCAAAGAAAUGAGGCCAAUCAUGCAGGAGAAUUUGGGUGCACGCUUCUGGAUCUGCGCUCCCUCAUGGAACUUCGAGGAACAGAAGCAGUAGUAAAAAUUAAAGAGACAUAUGGGGACACUGAGGGCCUCUGCAGACACUUGAAAACAUCGCCAACAGAAGGAUUGCCUGGCACUGCUGCUGACUUAGAUAAAAGAAAGCUAAUUUUUGGGAAAAACUUUAUACCUCCAAAGAAGCCAAAAACUUUCUUACAGUUAGUCUGGGAAGCAUUACAGGAUGUGACUCUUAUCAUUUUGGAAAUAGCAGCCAUCAUAUCUCUUGGGCUCUCAUUUUACCAUCCACCUGGAGAAGAAAAUGAAGCCUGUGCUACUGCAUCAGGAGGAGCGGAAGAUGAAGGAGAGGCAGAAGCUGGUUGGAUCGAAGGUGCUGCCAUUCUGCUCUCUGUUAUUUGUGUGGUACUUGUCACUGCCUUUAAUGACUGGAGCAAAGAGAAGCAAUUCCGUGGGCUUCAAAGUCGUAUUGAGCAAGAACAGAAGUUUACUGUGGUCCGGGGUGGACAAGUUAUUCAAAUCCCAGUAGCAGAGAUAGUAGUUGGUGACGUUGCACAGAUAAAAUAUGGUGACCUUCUACCUGCUGAUGGGGUGUAUAUUCAAGGAAAUGACCUUAAGAUUGAUGAAAGCUCUUUAACUGGAGAAUCAGAUCAAGUCCGCAAAUCUGUUGACAAAGAUCCAAUGCUGCUUUCGGGUACACACGUCAUGGAAGGUUCUGGAAGAAUGGUUGUUACUGCUGUAGGAGUUAAUUCUCAGACAGGGAUCAUCUUUACUCUGCUAGGCGCUGGUGAAGACGAGGAGAAGAAAGAUAAGAAAGUAGAUUCUUCCCAUACCUCCUUCCAUCCUCCUUCAACUACAGAUGGGGCAGCAGGUGCAAAUGCCACAGAUAAUGCAAAUGCCAGCUUAGUCAAUGGCAAAAUGCAGGAUGGGAAUAUGGAGAACAACCAGAAUAAAGCCAAACAGCAGGAUGGUGCUGCUGCAAUGGAGAUGCAGCCACUGAAGAGUGCUGAAGGUGGAGAUGGAGAUGAUAAAGACAAGAGGAAAGCCAACAUGCAUAAGAAAGAAAAAUCUGUCCUCCAAGGGAAGCUGACUAAAUUGGCUGUCCAGAUAGGGAAAGCAGGUUUGGUGAUGUCUGCCAUCACUGUCAUCAUCUUAGUAUUAUACUUCACUGUUGAAAACUUCGUAGUCAGCAAGAAGCCAUGGCUGCCUGAAUGCACACCUAUCUAUGUCCAGUAUUUUGUUAAGUUCUUCAUAAUUGGUGUUACUGUGCUUGUAGUUGCUGUUCCAGAAGGACUUCCACUUGCUGUUACUAUUUCCCUCGCUUACUCUGUAAAGAAAAUGAUGAAAGAUAACAAUCUGGUCCGUCAUUUGGAUGCGUGUGAGACUAUGGGUAAUGCUACAGCCAUCUGCUCUGAUAAAACAGGGACGUUAACCACCAACCGGAUGACAGUAGUACAAGCGUACAUUGGAGAUACCCAUUACAAAGAGAUCCCUGACCCAGAUUCCAUUCCAGCCAAAAUUCUGGAUUUGCUGGUUAAUGCAAUUGCCAUCAACAGCGCUUACACUUCAAAAGUUCUGCCACCAGACAAGGAUGGUGGUCUACCUCGCCAGGUUGGCAACAAGACAGAGUGUGGAUUGCUGGGGUUUGUCUUGGACCUAAAGCAGGAUUACCAGCCUGCCCGGAAUCAAAUGCCUGAAGAGAAGCUCUACAAAGUGUACACAUUUAACUCUGUGAGAAAAUCAAUGAGUACUGUCAUCAAAAUGCCAGAUGAAAGUUUCCGAAUGUACAGCAAAGGAGCUUCUGAAAUUGUCCUAAAGAAGUGUUCUAAGAUUCUUAAUGCAGCUGGCGAGCCUCGCAUCUUCAGACCUCGUGAUCGGGAUGAGAUGGUAAAGAAAGUGAUUGAACCUAUGGCCUGUGAUGGAUUGAGAACUAUCUGUGUUGCUUAUCGAGACUUCCCCAGCAGCCCUGAACCAGACUGGGAGGAUGAAAACGACAUUCUAUCUGACCUGACCUGCAUUUGUGUGGUUGGCAUAGAAGACCCUGUAAGACCAGAGGUCCCAGAAGCCAUAAGAAAGUGUCAACGAGCAGGAAUUACAGUCCGUAUGGUCACAGGGGACAACAUCAAUACAGCUCGUGCUAUUGCAAUAAAGUGUGGGAUAAUUCACCCUGGAGAAGAUUUCCUCUGCAUUGAGGGGAAAGAGUUUAACCGAAGGAUCAGAAAUGAGAAAGGAGAUAUUGAACAGGAACGCAUUGACAAGAUAUGGCCAAAACUUCGUGUCCUUGCUCGUUCAUCUCCCACUGAUAAGCACACUUUAGUCAAAGGUAUUAUUGACAGCACUCAAGUGGAGCAGAGGCAGGUUGUAGCAGUGACUGGUGAUGGAACUAAUGAUGGACCGGCACUUAAGAAAGCUGAUGUUGGCUUUGCAAUGGGUAUUGCAGGAACUGAUGUCGCAAAGGAAGCCUCAGAUAUUAUCCUGACCGACGAUAACUUUAGCAGCAUCGUGAAAGCUGUAAUGUGGGGUCGUAAUGUCUAUGACAGUAUUUCCAAGUUCCUGCAGUUCCAGCUCACAGUAAAUGUGGUGGCCGUGAUCGUUGCUUUCACUGGAGCUUGCAUUACCCAGGACUCACCUUUAAAAGCUGUACAGAUGCUAUGGGUCAAUCUGAUUAUGGACACCUUUGCCUCUCUUGCUCUGGCUACGGAACCUCCUACAGAGUCGUUGCUGCUAAGGAAACCAUAUGGCCGAAACAAGCCCCUUAUCUCCCGUACUAUGAUGAAGAACAUUUUGGGCCACGCUGUGUACCAGCUCACUCUCAUUUUUACCCUCCUUUUCGUUGGUGAAAAAAUGUUCGAGAUUGACAGUGGCAGGAAUGCACCACUUCACUCUCCGCCUUCUGAGCACUACACCAUCAUCUUCAAUACCUUUGUUAUGAUGCAGCUGUUCAAUGAAAUCAACGCACGCAAAAUCCAUGGUGAAAGGAAUGUUUUUGAUGGCAUCUUUAGAAACCCUAUAUUUUGCACUAUUGUACUGGGCACAUUUGUUGUGCAGAUAGUAAUUGUACAGUUUGGUGGUAAACCUUUUAGCUGUUCCCCUUUGGAGCUUGACCAGUGGAUGUGGUGUGUGUUUAUUGGAUUAGGUGAACUUGUAUGGGGUCAGGUCAUUGCAACUAUCCCAACGAGUAGGCUAAAAUUUUUAAAGGAGGCAGGAGGUCUUACAUUAAAAGAAGAGGCGCCCGAAGAGGAGAUGAAUGAAGAUGUAGAAGAAAUUGACCACGCAGAAAGAGAACUUCGGCGUGGGCAAAUCCUCUGGUUCCGAGGGCUCAAUAGAAUCCAGACCCAGAUCCGCGUCGUGAAGGCAUUCCGUAGCUCUCUCUAUGAAGGGUUAGAAAAACCAGAAUCUAGAACCUCCAUUCACAACUUUAUGACUCAUCCUGAAUUUAGGAUAGAAGAUUCCCAGCCCCAUAUCCCUCUCAUUGACGACACAGAACUAGAAGAAGACCCUGCACUCAAGCAAAACCCAAGUCCACCGUCUUCACUGAACAAGAACAAUAGUGCUAUCGACAGUGGAAUAAACCUUACAACUGAUACAAGUAAAUCAGCUACCUCUUCUAGUCCAGGAAGCCCGAUCCAUAGCCUGGAGACAUCACUUUAGCUGAAAAUGUCACUGCAAAAAUAUUAAUAUAAAUAUAUACAUAGAGAGAUAUGUAUAAACAAUGCUGGCUGAGAAGCUGUUUGAACUCCUGUUCACUUUGAGAGGAGGGGGGACAGAACAAACCACUGAUCAUGAUGGUUUUGGGGGAUUUACAUAUGGCUGAUUUACAUAUUCCCUUCUUGCUCCCCCCCUGCAAAAACAAACAAAAACAAUACAAAUGCCCUCCUGCAUGAAUGUACUACCCACUUCCAACCUUCCCUUCUUUUUAUUCCUUAAGCAGGAAAUGCAGAGGACUUCUUUGAGGCUAUUUAUCCAAUUCACUGGUCUGUGAGUUUUUUUGGGUUUUUUUAAUGCUUGUGUGGCAUGGACUCAGUUGUAUAGAUUAAUUUAAAUAUUUUUUUGAAGUUGCAAAGCUUAACUUGCACAGUAGAUUUGCACCAGUUGGACAGAGGAACCUAAAAUAAGCAUUUAUGAGACUAUAUAUAGAAAUAUAUAAAUAUAUACAUAAUAUAAUUAUAUAUGUGUAUAUAUCCAUAUAUAUAUUUAUAUCUAUAUACAGAUAUAGAUAUAGAUAUAUAUAAAGUUUCUUUGUUGGCAUGUUGCCUUUUUCUGCUCAAAUUGCUAUAUUUUAACUUAUUUAUGUCCUAAAAAUAAAGAAUGUAAUUUGUUUACAGAACUGUAGAUAAUAUCCUUAACUAUUUGUAGGAUUAAGACAGCACUUCCUGCCGAGAUAAUAUUCAAAUCGCUCAAUUCAAUGAAAAUUUCUGUAAUAUGGCACCCUGGAUGUUUUAUUACAACUGUGAUCAGAUUUUUGCCUGAUAGGUUUUUCUUUUUUUGUUAAAUAAUGUAGAUAUUGCUAGCAAAUAACAAAAGAAGCCAAAAUAUAAUAUAUUGGAUGUAGCAUUGUGAUCCUAUAUAGAGGGUGAUGAAACAGAAAGGCUUCCUUUGUUUUAAAUACACAUUUAAAUGAUCAGGUUUUUUGCUCUCUCUUUUUUAAUGAAUUAUUUGACCUUAUUUUGAUGCAAUACUUAAUGAUGAGGCCAUUUCAUUAUUUAAGUGUAUUGCAAUGGCUUCUUAAACAUAUUUUUUUUAAAGAUUAUAAUAAACCUCAGUGGAGUUUCUGAAUAUCAGUUCAAAAAUAAGUUAUAUUUGGCUUUGUAUGAAGAUCAAACUAAUGUUGAAAUACUGUGUGCUGGAUUCUAUUCCAUUAGAAAUUUAGUCAUUUAUUUCUUGAAAAAUAUGGGCUGUUGGCAUUUUGGAUGAGAACCACUAUGGUUUGUUGCUUAGACAUUUAAAAAGAAAAAUAAUAUCAUUUUCUGCACUAUGUAGACCUGAAUGAAACUUUAUGAAGUGUAUACUGAAAUGUGCUUUGUGUGAUUAUUUUUAAACCAAGCUUGUCUUCCUGUAGUCACAAAAGUAUAUUAUAGCAAAUCCACUAAUGUUGUUUUUCCCUUGUAUUGUGCUUUCUACACUGAAAGCCAUUGUAAACAACUGCAAUAUUCUGGGUGAGAUUUCUUUUUUCUUCAAGAUGGUAACAGCCCUGGUAAUUUAAAAGCUUAUAUAAUUGCUAUGUCAACCACUUGAAUGCAAAGCACUUUGUGGGUCACAGAUUUUUCAUAAAUGACUUUUGUAUUUAAUACAAGGUUUGCUUCAAGACUUUUCAGCAAAUGAUCUUUUCCAUAAACUUGUACAGUGCAAAAGACAUUUUGAUUAAUAUGAUCAAUUAUGCCAGAAGAGUUGGGGGGAAAGCCCUUUAAAUUAGCUUGAAAACUUUAUAUGUUGUUGUAUUGCCUGCUGUUUUAAAGUUGGCUAAUAAGGUGGAACAACUGUAGUGGGAAGAACUAUUGCAAGCCAGAAACUCUUCAGACAAGAUGAGAUUCCUGGCCAACUACAGUUUCAGAUGACUAAUGUUUUGAGGGCAUAUCAGAACUAUUCUGCCAGGUAAAGUUCUAACCACCUUGAAUUGCCAGCUUCUGGACUUUCGUAAGAAGCUUUUAAUGUCUUUUGGCUCUACAUAAUUCACUCUGAUCCAAACGUCUGGCUGAACAGCAAACCUUCCCAGGCUUACACAACCCUCUUCUCAACAGACAGUGUUACCCGCUUCAUAAAGCUCAAAGCUGGCAUGACAGUCCAGUUGACCAGCUUAUUCUUAAAAUCAAACUGACUGACAGUUAGGCAGGGUUUAUCCCUGGAUUGUAAAUAACAGCAACUAACUUUUGUGUAACACUGAAGUUCUAUGAUCUCCUUGGGAUACUAUAUUUGAAAUACAAUAAAGUCUAUUUACAGGGGAAAGCAUGUAGCUCUGGGCUGAAGAAACUACGAAAUUGUUGGCACUGGAAUAUUUUGCCCCCUAACAACUUAAUAUUGAUGAUUUGCCUUUUAUUUCAAGCUUGAUUUUCAUCAGAUACUUUUUUGAUUUUCAUUUCAUUUUCUGUGUGUGCGCAUUGUAAUACAGAUUCUUAAUAACUAGUAGGGUACUAUUUGAGACUUGAAAAACUGUUAAAAAGAAACCAAUAUUUCAUUCUGUACAUAUAUAGUUUAAAAAGAAAGAAAAAGACAAUAUAACAUAUAUAUUAACUGUGAUGCAUAGGAAACUUCGGAUUCUGUCAACAGAAACCAUGAUCUCUCUUUAUAUAUAUAUAUAUAUAUGUAUAUGAUAAACAGACUUGAGGGGGGGGAGAAAACAGAUGAGCUGAUAACAGCCUUUCAACUACAAGCUUUGCACCUUGUCCCCUUUCUUAAUUGCUUGGCCUCUCUAUGAUGGGAAGAAUGGAUCAAAAAACCAAAAUGGUCUAUAUGUUGAAAUUCACUGCAAUACAUAAAAUGCUUGCUCUCUGCGUACUGUACCUAAAAGCAUGAGAUUUGUGGAAAAAAAUACAGCAGUACAUUUGGCAAUUCAUCCCACUAGGGGUUAUUAUUCCUAUAUGUUUAUUCAUCUGUUUUUAUGAAUUUUUUAAAUCUAGACAAUAAUUGUAAAUAAAGAACUUACUGUCUCUGUUCAUUUAAUACUAUGCAAAAGGUUAUGCUUUCUAUUGUUAUUCCUACAGUGUGAUGCUGGAAUGUUUGUGGUUUCAAAAAAAAAACGGAAAAAAACACACAACAGUAAAAUUAUGUGAUGUAAAUUAUUUUAUAGUUUGAAACAAAAUGAUAACGUUUUACUCUUGCUGCUUACUGUCUAAUAGCUAUCUCCUGGCAGGAGCACAAGUGGAAAUUGAAAAAAAAAAGUAAUAAAUUCACAAAGCAGCAUGAACAAUAAAAGUCUGAAUAUAA
Messenger RNA from Podarcis raffonei (Aeolian wall lizard), 7654 nucleotides. RefSeq names its product ATPase plasma membrane Ca2+ transporting 2 (gene ATP2B2). Gene Ontology annotation, molecular function: P-type calcium transporter activity; ATP binding; ATP hydrolysis activity. Gene Ontology annotation, biological process: regulation of cytosolic calcium ion concentration; calcium ion transmembrane transport. The transcript is spliced from 24 exons. NCBI's taxonomy places the organism in Eukaryota, Metazoa, Chordata, Lepidosauria, Squamata, Lacertidae. The record is from RefSeq and is a predicted model, not a curated record. Gene Ontology annotation, cellular component: postsynaptic density membrane; intracellular membrane-bounded organelle. Bases 647 to 4384 code for a protein of 1245 amino acids.